This is a messenger RNA of Lathyrus sativus (Indian pea), 6474 nucleotides long. The record is from the annotation of a GenBank genome assembly. Lineage: Eukaryota; Viridiplantae; Streptophyta; Magnoliopsida; Fabales; Fabaceae.
AUGGAGGUUGGUGAAAUGGGUAGAAAGGAACCACAAACAGAGAUUCCAUGGAUUCCUACAACCCCUAUGAAGCCAAUUUUACCAAAAUCAGUUCCGAUCUGCCCUCCAGUGGAAGGAAACAACCAAACCCACCAUCAUGCUAAUGGAGCAGUUGCAUGUUCUGAAUUCUCAAAUGGGUCAGAGAAAAACAAAGAAUCCCAUCAUGGAUCAGUAUCUGUGGCUACAAUUGCAGACAUUGCAGGUUAUAAUAGCAAAAUCUGCGAAAAGACGGGUUCUCAUAAUGUUUCGUGUUGGAGUGACCUAGAUGGUUCGGCCAAAUUUUUGUUUCCGCCAGAAGGAGCUUCGUCGAAUUCGUAUUCAAAGCAGCUCGGAAACAAUAAUGGAUUGAAUGAUCUAUUUGGUCCUUCAGUUAUCGAAACAUCCGACAAUGCUUGCUGUAGCAAGAGAACUUCCCAGGGUGACGCUGCCAAAAUGCUUGACAAGGAUGAACCCUCGCCGAACAAAGAACUCAGCGACCUUGUUGUGGAAUUUACUGCUGUUUCUUCACCACUGAAGGAGAAUCACAACCCAGAUGAAGGGAGCAGCCUCUGUACAGGUCUGACUAAAACACCAGAAAAAAAGCCAAGGAGAAAAAAGCACCGCCCCAAGGUCAUUAGAGAAGGUAAACCCAAAAGAACCCCGAAGCCAGCUACCCCGAAGCCUGCGCAAUCAAAAGGAAACACAAUAGGCAAGAGGAAGUAUGUGAGAAGAAAAGAAUUGAACAAAACUCCUACUCCUGCAACAGAAAUGACAGGAGAACUCACUGAAAAAAUACCUGAAGCUGCCGAAAUGUCAUGUAGAAGGUCCAUAAAUUUUGAAAUAGGUGCAAAAGAUGAGAGUUCUGCAGGCAGAGGAAAUACAACUGCACUUCUGGACAAAGAAAAUGGUGUAGCCGUACAAGAAACAAAUGUUGGCCUUGCUUGUGAUUUAAACACUCCGGUUAAGCAUGCAUCAAACAGUUCCAUGUUAUUACCAGAAGAUACACAAGUCCCAGAUACAUCUUCACAAAACACCCACCCUGAGGCAAAGCCAAAAGAAACUGGUACAGCUCUGCAGGAAGUUGAGGUAGGCCUUGCCUAUGAUAUGAAGGCUUUCACGAAGCAGGCAGCAGAAAAUAAUUACCUAUCAAUUUGUAAUAAUGAACAUACCCCAAUUGUGCAUCCGUGCAAAGAAACUGGUGCAGAAUUGCAGGAUAUUGAUGUAGCUCUUGCAUAUGAUAUAGAGCCUCUCAUGAAGCAGGCAGCAGAAAAUAAUUGCAAGUCAUUUUGUAAUGUUGAACAAACCCUAAGUAUGUCUCCUUCAAAAACUAAUUCUACCGAGGAAAACUCAAAAGGAAACCUGACAGGAAAUAAGUACCAGAGAAGAAAACGAUUGAACAAGUCUACUAGCCAAACAGAAAUGACAGGAGGACUGACUGAGACAUUUAUGCCAGAAUCUAAAGAAACAACAAUAAGUAGGUUCUCAAUGGGAGCGGAAGAUGAAAGUUCUGCUCACAGACAAAUUGUAAAUGUGCAAAUGGAUGAUGUGGUAGAGGAAACACCUGUAGGCCUUGCCUAUAAAGACACUUGGAUGAAGCAGGCAUUACAUAGUUACAUGGCAUUACCUGAAGACCCAAACGGUGAGAGGAAGUGUGUGAGAAAGAAGAGAUCGGACAGGACUUUUACUCCAAAAAAAAUGGCAGGUGAAUUGACUAAACCAAUCAUCUCUGAACCUGCCAUUAUAUCGUGUAGAAUGUCCAUAAAUUUUGACACGGGAGGAAGAGAUGAAAGUAGUGUGUGCAAUGAAAGCCUCACCAAUGAUCAAAACACCUUGGUGAAAGAGAUAGUACAUCAUUACACAUCGUUGUCUGAAAACACACAAGCUCCAAGUACGUGUGUUCCAAAAAGAAAUCUUCUUGAAGUGAAGCAGAAUGCCAGGAACAAAAAUAAAAGAAAGGGUCUUGCAGAGGCUGAGGAUGGAAACAUCAGUAAUGCUCAGGCUUCAACAGUAAAGUUACAAAUAGUUCGUUGUGAGAGAGAGCAUUCUGAAACCACUGAAAGAGCAGAUAAUGGUCAAGCUUCAACGGUAAACUUACAAAUGGAAAUGGUUGGUUUUGAGGGAGAGCAUUCUGGAACCAAUGAACAUGCAGAUAACAGCAGCAUGAAUCUGAUCGGGGCACACUAUAAUAGAUUGCACUCAUACCAAUCAAAGUUUCCACUUCAGUUUCCAAGUACAUGUCUUCCAAAAUGCAAUCCUCCUGGAAGGAAGCGGAAUGCCAGGAACAAAAACAAAAGAAAGGGUCUCGCAGAGGUUGAGGACGGAAACGUCAGCAAUGGUCAGGCUUCAACUGUAAAUCUACAAAUGGUUGGUUGCGAGAGAGAGCAUUCUGGAAUCACUGAACGUGCAGAUAAUGGUGUUGCUUCAACAGUAAAGUUACUAAUGAAAAUGGUUGGUUGCGAGAGAGAGCAUUCUGGAACUACUGAACGUGCAGAUAACAGCAGCGUGAAUCUGGUUGGUUGCGAGAGAGAGUAUUCUGGAACCACUGAACGUGCAGAUAACAGCAGGGUGAAUCUGAUUGGGGCACACUCUAAUGGAUUGCACUCAUACCAGUCAAAGUUUCCACUUCAGUUUUCAAAUAUCCAGAAGAAAAGGAGAACUGAAAAGGGAAAAACUUCUAACACUCAUAUUACAUCUUCUGUGAUCACCAAAAAUGGAGUACCACUAAUAUUUGCUCCCGAAGAUGCUCACGUGCAUCCUUAUGCAUCAAAAUACAGCUCCUGGAUGUAUGGUUUGGGAUAUAAUGCAGCUGUACGCCCAAUCAUAAAUGAAUCUAGAGAAAAUUAUAUUCAGAAUACUCAAACAUUUGAUGAGUUCAAAUUAUGUUUGAGAAGGAUGGCAGAAAUAUCUCAAUUACCAAAUCAAACUUGUGAUUAUAAUUCACUAAUGAGAAUUAGAAACUGUAUUGAAAGAAAUUACAAUGCAAAACAACUGGACUUUUCAGACUGGCAAUUAAUACAAGAAGCAGAAAGACCACAAACAUGCGUUGACGUCUUAGCUGUGUCAUGUGCAAAAAAGAAGCGAAAUAGAAAGAGAAGUGAUCUUUCCAGCUCAAUGCGUCCUAACAAAGAUGAGAUGCAACAGUGCCAUAAUUCUGCAUUGGGAAACCACCAGCUAACACUGGGGAAACCAUCAGGUACUGCUCGGAGAGUAAUGCGGAAAAUAAUGCAUAAUGUUGAAGCAUUAACAGAGCAAUUUAGACAGCUAAACAUAAACACGGGAGCAAAAGAACUAGCCUUAUAUGGGCAGAGUGCACUUGUUCCCUUUCAGGGCUCAUUUGAUCCCAUCAAAAAACAGCGCCCACGACCUAAAGUUGACCUUGAUGAGGAGACUGAUAGAGUGUGGAAGCUUUUGCUGUUAGAUAUAAACCAUGAUGGGGUUGAUGGAACAGAUGAAGACAAGGCCAAGUGGUGGGAAGGAGAACGUAAUGUUUUCCGUGGACGAGCGGAAUCAUUUAUUGCACGGAUGCAUCUUGUACAAGGAGACAGGCGAUUUUCUCGAUGGAAAGGAUCAGUUGUGGAUUCAGUGGUGGGAGUUUUCCUCACUCAAAAUGUCACAGACCAUCUUUCCAGUUCUGCAUUCAUGUCACUUGCUGCUCGAUUUCCCAAAAAAUCAGGCAGCAUGUGCGGAGAAGGCACGAGCCUGACAGUCAACAAACAACAAGUGUGUGUGGUGGAACCAGAAGAGAACACCAAAUGUGAUGUAAACUUAUUGAAUGAAUCUGUUUGCAACCAAAGUUCUAUGACAGUAGAUAUAAUUGAGCAUUUUGAAGAAAAAACUGUCAACAGCAAUGAUUCCUGCAGAAUUACCAGUAGCCCGAUUAUCUUAACAGAUGAAUCAAACUUCAAAAGAACAGAAUCACCUCAAAGAAAUAGUACAGAAUGCCACGGCUCAAUGGUGGUGAUUGAGGACAGAGAAGAAAAAUCAUGUCAUGAUGGUACUGGGAAAGAGUUAAAUGACAUUAUUUCAUCCCAAUCCUCUGUCAUUUCAUCUCAAAUAUCUGGAGAUUUUUCAAAUAAUCAAAAUCCUGAAAAGAUAGGAUCAUGCUCAGAUAGCAACUCAGAAGUUGAAGAUCUGUCAAGCACGGCAAAAUACAACACUUGCGGUUCCUUCUCUAAGCUUCUUGAAAUGGUAAGUUCAACCAAGUUUUCUGAAGUUAACAGUCAAAGAAGCAAAUCAAUCGAGAACAUGAGAGAUGACAAUGCAACAGAAAGCUGGAAAAAAUCAAAUGACACACACAGAAACUUAGGAGAUCGUGAAGUUAACUGCUCUGAUCCUUUCAACACAGAAGCUUUGUCAUGUGGCAUCUUAAAGAAUAGAGAUGAAAAUGAGAUGAAUACACCUAGUUUUCAGACAGACAAAUCUGCAGGUUGUGUUGCAGUGACUCAUUCUCAAACUAUUGCAUCUCAAGUCCAUCCUCAGGAACAGAGUAAUCACAUGCAGCAAAGCUUUUUUGACAUUGCUGGACAAACUCUUGAUCUGAUUCAGAAAGAAAGGGAUUUAAAUUUUGGUGAUCACAAAGAUGUUGUGAGGAGUGAAACCAAGGAGAUAAGUUCUGCCCCAAUAAAGUUAAAGACCAAAAGUCAAGUAAAGGAGGAAAAGGAACAAAUUGACUGGGAUAGUUUACGAAGAAAAGCACAAGCUAAGGCUGGGAAAAGAGAAAAGACAGAAGACACCGUGGAUUCCUUAGACUGGGAUGCCGUGAGAUGUGCAGAUGUCGGUGACAUUGCUAAUACCAUCAAAGAACGAGGCAUGAACAACAGGCUUGCCGAGCGUAUUCAGAAAUUCCUGAAGAGACUGGUUGAUGAUCAUGGAAGCAUUGACCUCGAGUGGCUGAGAGACGUUCCACCUGACCAAGCAAAAGAGUAUUUGCUGAGCGUAAGAGGACUGGGAUUGAAAAGUGUGGAGUGUGUGCGCCUGUUAACACUGCACCAUCUUGCCUUCCCGGUAGACACAAAUGUUGGACGUAUAGCAGUACGCUUGGGAUGGGUACCUCUCCAGCCACUGCCCGAGUCACUACAGUUGCAUCUCCUAGAAAUGUACCCAGUAUUGGAGUCCAUACAAAAGUAUCUCUGGCCUAGAUUGUGCAAGCUAGAUCAAAAAACAUUGUAUGAGCUACAUUAUCAGAUGAUUACAUUUGGAAAGGUCUUCUGUACAAAAAGCAAACCAAAUUGCAAUGCAUGCCCAAUGAGAGCAGAAUGCCGACACUUUGCUAGUGCAUUUGCAAGUGCAAGGCUUGCCCUGCCUGGACCAGAGCAGAAGAGUAUAGUAAUUGCAGCUGGAAAUAGUGUGCCCGAUGAAAACCCACCUGUAGUCAUGAGUCAGUUGCAGUUGCCUCUUGCUGGGAACACAAACCAGGUGGAAGAAAUUCCCGAAACAGAAGUGAGCGGACAACUGGCAAGAUCUGAAGUAAAUAUCUGCCAACCUAUCAUUGAAGAACCGACAACUCCAGAGCCAGAAUGUUUGGAACAAACACUAGGUGAUAUCGAAGAUGCCUUCUACGAUGACCAGUGUGAAAUUCCUACCAUUAAACUUAACAUAGAGGAAUUCACUAUGAAUUUACAAAACUAUAUGCAACAAAACAUGGAACUUCAAGAAGGUGAAAUGUCAAAGGCUCUGGUUGCUUUGAAUCCAGAGGCUGCCUCCAUUCCUGCACCCAAGCUAAAAAAUAUUAGCCGAUUGCGAACAGAGCAUUGUGUUUAUGAACUCCCGGAUACGCAUCCUCUUCUGGAAGGGUGGGACAAGCGAGAACCUGAUGAUCCUGGCAAAUAUCUUCUUGCUAUAUGGACUCCAGGAGAGACAGCAGAUUCAACACAGGCACCUGAAUGCAAAUGCAGCUCUCGCGUAGAAUAUGGACAACUCUGCAAUGAGAAAGACUGUUUCUCAUGCAACAGUUUCCGUGAAGCAAAUUCACAGAUAGUUAGAGGAACACUUCUGAUACCGUGUCGAACUGCUACGCGUGGGAGCUUUCCGUUAAAUGGCACUUAUUUCCAAGUCAACGAGGUAUUUGCGGACCAUGAGUCGAGCCUUAAUCCCGUUAGUGUUCCCCGAAGUUGGAUCUGGAACCUCAAUAGGAGAACAGUAUAUUUUGGAACCUCCACAACAUCAAUAUUUAAAGGUUUAUCAACACAAGAAAUUCAACAAGCCUUUUGGAGAGGGUAUAUCUGUGUUCGAGGGUUUGAAAGGAAAGCGCGAACACCACGUCCUCUGAUGGCUAGACUACACUUCCCAGCUAGUAAAUUGGCCAAAACCAAAGAGAAGCCAAAAAAAGAACCAAAUCCAGCGAAGAAAUCACAAGUACCAAAACCAGCGGAGAAAUCACAAGAACCGAAGCCGCAUCCUGAACAGCCUGAACUGAUUACAAACGGUCACAGCCUUCAGGAGAAAGGAACAGCCUGA